Apus apus (common swift) is the source of this 4384-nucleotide messenger RNA. It is a transcript of the gene GADL1, whose product is annotated as glutamate decarboxylase like 1. The coding region runs from base 300 to 1808 and encodes 502 amino acids. Gene Ontology annotation, biological process: carboxylic acid metabolic process. Lineage: Eukaryota; Metazoa; Chordata; Aves; Apodiformes; Apodidae. The record is from RefSeq and is a predicted model, not a curated record. Gene Ontology annotation, molecular function: pyridoxal phosphate binding; carboxy-lyase activity. The transcript is spliced from 16 exons. Gene Ontology annotation, cellular component: cytoplasm.
AGCCGGGCGGCUGCGGGUGUGCGGGGCGAAAGCUGCGGGCUCCGCUCGGCCUCGACCCGGCAGCGGACGGAGCGGGAGCGGCCGCGGCCACGCCGGGGAGGUGUCUCCCCUCCGGCUCCCAGCGCGAAGGCGAGAUGGAGGGAAGGCCUUGCAUCACUGUGUAACGAAAAAGAAAAGUUGGCCAUAUGCUUAUGAAAAUUGGGAACAUGGAAGACCUAUGGCUAAUACAAUAAUGAGACUCCCGUAGAAGCCUGGAAAAUGAGAAGAGGCUGAAUUGUGUUGAUAUUUGCAAACAGGAUAUGCUCCAGAAGAAGAAUAAUGCUGUUUUGGUGGAUGGGGUCAUCCUAAAUGGUCCAAUAAUGGACUCAAAGGCAGGAGAGAAGUUUGUGGAAGAGGCUUGUAAGAUUAUAAUGGAAGAAGUCAUCCAGAAAGCUGGUGAUGUAACAGAAAAGGUUUGUGAAUGGCAAGCUCCUGAAACACUGAAACAGAUUAUUGACCUGGAAAUGAGGGACACUGGAGAAUCUCAUCAGAAACUCUUGCAGCUCUGCCGGGAUGUUAUACAGUACAGCGUCAAAACCAGUCAUCCAAGAUUUUUCAAUCAGCUGUAUGCUGGAAUAGAUUAUUACUCAUUAGCCGCUCGUUUCAUUACAGAAGCACUGAACCCAAGUGUAUACACAUACGAAGUAUCCCCUGUGUUUCUCUUGGUGGAAGAAGCAGUCAUCAAGAAAAUGAUUGAGUUCAUAGGCUGGGAAGAAGGUGAUGGCAUAUUUAAUCCAGGUGGCUCUGUUUCUAAUAUGUAUGCUAUGAACUUAGCAAGAUACAGAUUUUGUCCUGAGAUAAAGGAAAAAGGGCUCUCAGGUUUGCCAAGACUUGUCCUGUUCACUUCGGAAGAGUGUCAUUACUCUAUGAAGAAGGCAGCCUCCUUCUUGGGUAUUGGUACAGAGAAUGUUUACUUCAUCAAAACAGAUGAAAGAGGUAAGAUGAUACCUGAGGAACUGGAGAAACAAGUCCAACGUGCCAGGAAAGAGGGGUCAACACCAUUUCUUGUCUGUGCUACAGCAGGCACAACAGUGCUGGGAGCAUUUGAUCCUCUGGAUAAAAUUGCUGAUGUCUGUGAAAAGCAUGCCCUCUGGCUUCACAUUGAUGCUUCUUGGGGUGGUUCAGCUCUGAUUUCAAGGAAGCAUUGCAGACUUCUUCAUGACAUCCACAGGGCUGAUUCUGUUGCCUGGAAUCCCCAUAAAAUGCUGUUGGCAGGAAUCCAGUGCUGUGCUCUUCUGGUGAAAGACAAUUCUGGCCUCCUGAAGAAGUGUUACUCUGCCAAGGCAUCGUACCUGUUCCAGCAGGACAAGUUCUACGAUGUCAGCUAUGACACUGGUGACAAGUCCAUUCAGUGCAGCAGACGUCCAGAUGCAUUCAAAUUCUGGCUGAUGUGGAAAGCAUUGGGGACCACAGGCCUUGAGGAGAGAGUGAACAGGGCACUGGCUCUGGCUAGGUAUCUUGCAGAGGAAAUCAAGAAAAGAGAAGGCUUCCAGCUAAUCUUGGAGCCGGAGUAUGCAAACGUUUGCUUUUGGUACAUUCCACCAAGCUUAAGAAAAAUGGAGGAAGGACCUGAAUUUUGGCAGAAGCUACACCAGGUUGCUCCUAUAAUUAAAGAAAGGAUGAUGAAGAAGGGCAGCAUGAUGCUUGGGUACCAGCCUCACCAGGGCAAAGUCAACUUCUUUCGCCAGGUGGUGAUCAGCCCGCAAGUUAGUCGAGAGGACAUGGACUUCUUGCUGGAUGAAAUUGAACUUCUUGCUAAGGACUUGUAGCUGUAGCCCCACAACACCAAGCGCUGCUCACACAUGCUAUUUAUGGAGAGAAAGAAUGGCAGCAGUGUCCUGGUGCUAUUUUGUGAAAGGUAGUAAAAAGACAGACAUAUAGUUUGGAAACUUUCAUUUUACAGAGUGAUGUUGAGAGCUUUGCAGGUAGAACAGCCCUUCACAGGAAAGUAUUUGCUGAUGGGGCUGAGAGUGGCAAGGGCAGGUUGGUGCUUGCAGCACCCCUGCUGCCAUUCUGGGAAGUGCUUCCUUGAGAAGAGGAACACUUCUGAAAAUGGUGUCUAUGUCCCUGGGAGGGCAGGGUACCUGUGCACAGUGUAGCUCCAACUGGUCACUUACGUAUGCAGGAAAUACUCCUCUGAAGUUAUGUUUAGGAGUGGAUUUAGCUCAGUGAGCUUUGAAAUGCUAGUGAACACUGUCUACUCAGACAAUAUUUUAGUUUAGUAUGUGUUUAACGGUAGAGGCCUAGUUGGUAAUUACACUGGUAAGACUGGAAAUUGUGAACUUGUAGGAAGCGUUCCUUAAGCCUUUAACUAGGUAGAUUACCCAGGUUUUCCACCAUGACCACAGUCAGCAUAGAGUUGUGCAGUUGCCAUCCUGGGAGGUUUUCACGACCCAUCUGCCCAAGGCCCCAAGCGACCAAUAUUGAUCCUGCUUUGAGCAUAUGGUUCUAGAAGACCUUCUGAGGUCUCUUCCAGCCUAACUGGUCUUGAGAUGCUAUGAAAUGCAAUUAUUUGGCCUAAUCAGUGUUCGCCAAUGUUGCUCUCCCAAAAUAUCACCACCGCUUUAGCAGAGCUGAGAAUACUGGAAUAGCACUUAGAACUUCUUCCUUUUUUGUUAACAGGAGCUAUCUGUCAUUUCUCCUGAACUCUCAGGUGAACUCCUGUUCACCUCCCUCUGUUUUUAAACCAUAAGAUUUAUUUAGUAGCUUUUAGAUGCACUUUAUAACAGAGUAAAAAUAAAUGUAUCUACCUGAAAAAAAAAAAAAAUAUAUUUAUGCAUGGUAACUAUAUAUUUAGAGUAUAGCAAAAUAACUUAUUUGUCCUUGUCUGUAUUUUCCUGCAGAUUUGAGAUAACUCAAUGUUAUGUUAUCAGUAUAUAAUUUAUAUUUUGGCACUAAGAUUAAGGUGGUGGUGAUCAGUGAAACUUGCCUGUGGUUUUAGGAUAUGAACGGUCUGAGUAUUUUUGGUCAAUCUUAAAGUGCAAAAUUAAAUGCUAAGCUUGAUGUUUGUGUUAAGAAUUACAGUUUACUUUUGUUUUGGUCUAUAAAAUUAUCCAUUUUAUAAAGGUAGAAAUUGAUUUAUUGGGGUGAAGUUCUUGCAGCAAACUGAUGGAAAUAAUAAUGUCUUUCACCUUGUAACCAAUGCUACUUAACUUUAAUUCUUUGAUAAUUACAUUUUGUAUUUGAGGUGGCACUGACCAAUGUGAACCUUUCUGCUAUAUUUUCUUUCCUGCUGAAAGCUUUCUUUAAGCACACUGCUUUCUUGCUUCGUUUCCUACAUUGUACUAGGAUUCAACAUGGCGUGACAUUCCUACUUCCAGUCUCCAGGAUGAUGAUAUGGAAAUUUUAACAAAGUCAUGAUACCUAAGGAGGUCACACUAUUAGAGCAGUAGAUAGGAGCAAGAGGCACCCUGCAGCAACUGGCAGAUGUCUUUAACAGUCCUGGAAGAGAAUGUUCAUGUGCUAUCAUAGUGAGUCACCAGCCUUUAAGCCCAAACUGACAUUGAUAUUAACAUAAGAAUGAAUAUAAUGAUGUGGUCCCUGGAUUUGGCUCUGUAAUACACACUUUAUCAUUUACUAUCUUGUGCUUCUGGCCAUACCAGCUUGGAAAGUGCUUCACUAAUUUCAGGGCCCAUAAAGCUUGUGUAGCCUCCCAGCCACUCCUGCUGGAGUGCAGGGUAUGCAGGGGGUGCUGGAUGGAUGGGAUGACUUUGCUGUUCCUUCUUGAGUUAGCUAGGACUGUUACCUCUUCUCCAUCUCUUUUUUGACUUUGAAGGGAAAGACAGAAUACAGUGUGAGAAUGUUUUGAUUAUGGGUUAGAUUCUUGGCUAACACUUGAUUUUUGAUUGAAGGGAGGCUAUGUCACCUCCUGUCAGCUAAGAAUUUGGUCUGUGGUGUUUUGUGACACUGCUACUGUCAACAAAGUGUUACUGCCUUGUUUCUUAUCAUGUUGUUAGUGCAUUUCUGUUUCCAACUACUGUGACACUUAUGGCAUGUGUCAGACUGGAGUAACCUGUUCCUUUUUGUAGCAGUUGUGCCUACUGUGUUUUUACAUGAGAGCACAAUGGAACUUCUUUAGUGUUUGCAGAAAAUAGGUCUCCAAGCAACACAUGCACUAAUUUCCUCAAAGGUAUAGAUCCAGGGUGAUGUGAGUACCUUAUCUCAUCUCUAUAUAUUUUCUGUUACUGCUGACCGUUUACCAUGUCCCAGGUGCACAGUAUGAUGGUCUCACUUCAGGACUAAUGCAAUGUUCUCAUAGUUGCCUGUUUAGAACUAGUAUGUACAAAAUGUCCUUUUUGUAGCUGGUGAUUUUAAUAAAAAGUGAAGUAAAUUGCACCCUUAUAAA